Molecule: messenger RNA, 808 nt
Organism: Zingiber officinale
Lineage: Eukaryota; Viridiplantae; Streptophyta; Magnoliopsida; Zingiberales; Zingiberaceae
Product: protein PHLOEM PROTEIN 2-LIKE A9-like
Exons: 3
Coding region: 6-650 (214 amino acids)
Source: RefSeq, a predicted model, not a curated record
CUUCCAUGUUCCUCGACUCCGCAUUCAGCAUUCAUCCAUCGAUCCACCAUUUUUUAGUUUCCUUGGUCAGAUUACGACUAUCGGAACACGAUCAACACCACCCUUCCUCUACAUAUACUAUGACUUCCCAUUACAAACCCGACGACACACUAAUAGAAGAGCUUACAAAAAAAGUUGAUGACAAUAAAAUCACAAUCAAGCCGAAGGCGCUUGCAGUCACUUGGGGCAAAGACUCUCGCUAUUGGGAUAUCAAUGACAAAGAGAAUAAGGAGGGCUCGAUCACAUUGAAUCAAGUGUCAUGGCUCGAGGUGACCGGUAGUUUCUCGAUUAACGGCCUAACCUGUGGCAAGUAUAACCUCAAUUUCAAAGUGGCGUUGAAGCCGAACGCGUUUGGAUGGCAAGGUACCCCGGUGUACUUCUUCGUGAUCAAUCCGAUGUCCGGCAAGAGGAUAUGGAAGAAAAGGGAUUUGAGCACCCUAAAGAAAGACGGGAAAGAAGCGUCUGUACCUGACGAUCUCAAUUUCGAAUUCACGGCAGACCCCAAGCCUCAAGUCUCCCAAAUCAAUUUUGGAUUGUAUGAGAUAUGGAAGGGGGGAUGGAAGGGAGGCCUAGAAAUCCGAGAAGUUGUUAUCGAAAAAAUUAAAGCCUAAACAAUUAUACUAGAAGAAGAAUAAGUAAUAUGAUAAUCGACAUAAUAAAUUAAGGAUUGAGUGGAUAUGUUUCUACGUUUGUUUGUGCUUGUGAUUAAGCAUGUAAUCCAAUCCUUGGAUGCUUGUAGCCAUAAUAAAUAGUGUGUUUUUGUGUGUAA